Molecule: messenger RNA, 2353 nt
Organism: Brassica oleracea var. oleracea
Lineage: Eukaryota; Viridiplantae; Streptophyta; Magnoliopsida; Brassicales; Brassicaceae
Product: pentatricopeptide repeat-containing protein At5g64320, mitochondrial
Exons: 1
Coding region: 75-2222 (715 amino acids)
Molecular function (GO): protein binding
Source: RefSeq, a predicted model, not a curated record
CUUGUCGGAAUCUCUCCCUCUCUCUCACCGUAAAACCAUCUUUCAACAGAUUGAUUAAUGUAGCGGUUCGUAUUAUGCUCGCGAGAUCAAACCUUGCUCUACACCUGAGGAGAAGAAGAUCACACUCUCUCCCUACACCCUCCCGCUACCUCAGCAGCGGCGCCGGCGAUCAAAAAGAUGCCUCCUUCUCCGAUUCACCCAACGAAUGGGAGAAUCUUCUCAAACCCUACGACCUCUCCUCACUCUCAAACUCCCACCCCAAGAUCACACCUUCGCAGCUCUCCACCCUCCUCGCCCUCCCCCUCGACGUCCCCACAUCCCUCGCUCUCUUCUCCCGAACCGGCUCCCAACCGGGAUACCGCCACACCUUCCUCUCCUACCAAACCCUAAUCCGCAAGCUCGGAUCCCAAUCCGAGUUCGAAGCCAUCGACACACUCCUCCUCCAGAUGAAACGAGAAGGAAUCUGCUUCAAAGAAUCGAUCUUUAUCUCGGUCAUGAGAGACUACGCCAGAUCCAAUCUCCCCGGACAGACCACGAGGCUGCUCCUGGAGAUGCGGAGCGUCUUCUCCUGCGAACCCACUUUCAGAUCCUACAACGUCGUUUUGGAGAUUCUUGUCUCCGCAGGCUGUUACAGAGUCGCAGCCAACGUGUUCGACGAUAUGCUCAGCAGAAGAGUCCCCCCGACGCUCUUCACUUUCGGUGUUGUGAUGAAAGCUUUAUGUUCAGUUAACGGGAUUGAUUCUGCUUUGUCUCUCCUUAGAGACAUGACGAAACAUGGGUGUGUCCCUAACUCGGUGAUUUACCAGACGCUUAUACACUCGUUGUCCAAGUGUAGUAGAGUGAACGAAGCGCUUCAGCUUUUGGAAGAGAUGCUUUUAAUGGGCUGUGUGCCUGACGCUGAGACGUUUAAUGAUGUUAUCUUUGGGCUUUGUAAGUUUGAUCGGAUCAACGAAGCUGCGAAGAUGGUGAAUAGGAUGUUGAUGAGAGGGUUUGCUCCUGAUGAUAUAACCUAUGGUUAUUUGAUGAAUGGGUUGUGUAAGAUAGGGAGAGUUGAUGCUGCUAAAGAUCUGUUUAGUAGAGUUCCGAAACCUAAUAUUGUGAUCUUCAACACUCUUUUCCACGGGUUUGUAACUCAGGGGAGGCUUGAUGAUGCUAAAUCUCUUUUGUCUGAUUCUCAUGGUCUUGUUCCUGAUGUAUGCACGUUUAACUCGUUGAUCUAUGGAUACUUGAAGAAAGGUCUUGUAGGCUUAGCGUUAGAGGUUUUUCGCGAUAUGAGGGUUAGAGGAUGUAAGCCUAACGUCUUCUCUUAUACCAUCUUCUUUGAUGGUUUCUGCAAAUUAGGACGGAUAGAUGAAGCCUUCGAUGUUCUGAAAGACAUGUCCGCUGACGGGUUGAAACUCAACACUGCUGGUUACAACUGUUUGAUAUCUGCUUUGUGUAAAGAGCAUCGAGUCUCCGAAGCCAUCGAUGUUUUCAAAGAGAUGCCGAGUAAAGGGUGUAAGCCUGAUGCGUAUACGUUCAAUACGAUGAUAGCUGGACUCUGCGAGGUCGAUGAGAUCGACCACGCCUUGUGGCUGCAUAGAGACAUGAUCUCAGAAGGUGUGGUUGCCAACACUGUUACUUACAACACCUUGAUCAAGGCCUUUCUAAGAAGAGGGGAGAUUAAAGAAGCUCGUAAGCUGGUCAAUGAGAUGGUUUUCCAGGGCUCUCCGCUUGACGAGAUAACGUAUAAUGGUCUUAUAGAAGGCCUGUGCAGGGCCGGGGAGGUUGAUAAGGCGAGGAGCUUGUUCGAGAAGAUGUUGAGAGACGGGGUUGUACCGAGCAACAUCUCAUGUAACAUACUUAUAAACGGGCUGUGCAGGAACGGGAAGGUGGAGGAAGCGGUUGAGUUUCAGAAGGAGAUGGUUCACAGGGGGACCACGCCGGACAUUGUGACGUUUAACAGUUUGAUAAACGGUCUGUGCAGGGCUGGGAGGAUUGGUGAUGGUGUGGCGAUGUUUGAGAAGCUUCGGGAUGAAGGGAUAUCGCCUGAUACGGUGACGUAUAACACUUUGAUGAGUUGGUUGUGCAAAGGAGGGUUUGUGGAUGAUGCUUGUUUUCUUCUGGAGGAAGGUGUCGAAGAAGGUUUUGUUCCGAAUUUUAGAAGUUGGUCCAUUUUGUUGAGGAGUCUUGUCCCCCAAGAAACUUUAGAUAGACAAAGGUUUUAUGAAGUAGUUCUCUGAAGCUAAAUGAUUAAGAGAGAAGCUAGUUGAGUUUAAUGUAACUGUGUGUAUUAUUAUCUUGUGGUUUUCAUUCAACUAAAUGUCCAUUGGGCUACUGUUAAGGCCCAUGUUUUGAACAUAUAUCAGUAUUA